AUAAUGAAUUACCUACGGGAUUAUUGAUAAGCAUUGAUCUUCAACAAAUAUAUCCAAUAAAAGGAGCAACAUUAUUGGGUAAUUCGGAUUUCACUUGUCCUAAAACUUGGCAAAAAAUAAAAGAACAUUUAAAUGGUCAAUCUAUAGAUGUUGUCUUAAGUGAUAUGGCACCUAAUGCUACAGGGGUUAAACAUUUAGACCAUGAUUUAAUCAUAAGACUUGCGUAUUCAGUAAUUAAGUAAGUUUUUUAUUUUUUAAAUGAUAAUGUUUAAGUAUAAAAUAACUUAUACUACCUAUUAUUAUGUUGACAGAUUUGCUAUUUUAAAUUCAAAUGUCGGUGCAACAUGUUUAAUUAAAAUUUUAGAUGGAAAUCAAAAUUCAGAUAUCGAAAAGGCUUUGAAAAAAUUUUAUUUAAAUGUAAAGUUUGUAAAACCUGAAUCGAGUAGAACCGAUUCUUCUGAAAAAUAUCUCCUUGCUCGUGGAUUUAAGGGAAUUAAACAGAAUUGA
Messenger RNA from Cinara cedri, 507 nucleotides. The record is from the annotation of a GenBank genome assembly. Lineage: Eukaryota; Metazoa; Arthropoda; Insecta; Hemiptera; Aphididae.